AUGGCAGCGCUACCCAAACAUCACGCAAAUCGCUCGCGUACACUCUUCUGUAACCCUUCCCUGUCAUCCACAGGGACAAGUUCUCAAUCUGGAGGCCGCUCUGGCUCACGCACGCCGUCUCUCUUUUCUGCUCGCUCACGUAGACCAUCUCGAGUCCGCACUGACCCCACAAACGGAGAAUCCAGUGAUCCAUGCGUUGACCAAGGCGACGACGACUACCAAGCGUCACAGCAGAGCGAAAACGGAUGGGGCUGGAAUUUCAAUCUCCAACUACCCUACAUCCCACUUGCUUGGGCCCGCGAGCAUACUGACACCUCCAAAAUACGGUCUGUGCAAGUCGUGACCCCGUCCUUUCUUCCCGACGGCGACAGGGACUCGAUCAAAGCGACGUGGCUCGGUCAUGCUUCUUACCUCGUGUCCUUGCCGACUGGAGGGAAACCUAUCCGUGUACUAUUUGACCCCAUACACUCUCAACGAGCCGGGCCGACACAAUUCACGGGCGUGAAACGCCGAUUGCCUGCUCCAUGCGCGGUGGACGAUCUGCCGGAGUUCGAAUUCGUCGUCAUCAGCCACAACCAUUAUGACCAUCUCGAUCUUGGAACACAUCAGCGGAUACGCGCAGACCUGCGAAGGCAGAACGUUCGCUAUUUGGUCCCGAUAGGUGUCAAGGCAUUCUUUACGUCGGCUCCGUUGAACGUGCCCUCAUCGCAGGUGUACGAAAUGGACUGGUGGGAAACACUAUCCCUCCCCGCGGACGCCCAUGCCGAUGAACCUGUUCUUCAAGGAGAACCUGAUGGCCUAGCGAGGGAUCGUCGGUAUGCCAACUUCACUUGCACCCCUGCGCAACACAACUCUGGAAGAGGGGUGCUCGACUCGCGCACGACACUUUGGGCCAGCUGGGUCGUAGAGACUCGGAUGCGGCCUGUCGAGCAAGAUGACACUUCCGCCAGGCGUGUCGCUGUGUACUUUGCGGGUGACACCGGCCUUAUGACCCCAAAUGGUCCAUGUACCAUAUUCGACGAAAUCGGCGAUCGACUGGGCCCUUUCGACUUGGCACUCUUGCCAAUAUGGCGAGGUGGCUCGUUAUCCUUCGUCUCUCGCCUUGGUCUCCGUAUCGAACAUGAGCAUCCGUCAACAACGGCGCUCACAUCUCUGCACGCUACACCCGCCCAUGCCCUGCGCAUGCAUCUGAGUUUGCGUUCAUCUCACAGUCUGGCGAUGCACUUCGCGACUUUCUCCGGAAACGAGAACGAAGCGCGAGACGCCUGCGUAGAGCUAUUCGAGGCUCGCGAGGCUUGGAAUGCGGUAUUGCGCGGCGACGUCGAGGAUGAGUCGGGCGUCAACGGCGUGUUUGGAGGGGCCGACACUGGCUCUGACCAUCGCAAGGCUGGAGAUAAGGAGAAAGAUCUGCUGAGUCCGGAGGCUGCAAACGGAAUGAGUAUAUUGGGCGGCGACAUUGUGGCCGAUGUUGAGGACAAGCGCAAGGUUGGCGAGUGGUGGGAGUCCGGUGGAUUCGGGUGGAUUGACAUUGGGUGCACUGCUAUCAUCCCUCUAGACGAAAGAUCACCACGCGAGGUGGCUGGAAGCAAGUUACAGUACUGA
Molecule: messenger RNA, 1602 nt
Organism: Peniophora sp. CBMAI 1063
Lineage: Eukaryota; Fungi; Basidiomycota; Agaricomycetes; Russulales; Peniophoraceae
Source: the annotation of a GenBank genome assembly